AUGUCUAUAUAUGCUCCCGACCACACUGCAACGUCGACCUCAGAUGAUGAUAAUCAAAUAGCUAUAAUGGAGUUGACCGUUUCUCGGGUUCGAACUGCCUUAUUUCAACCUUUGAGAAGUGAUGAUUUUAAUGAACGUGCAAAACAAUUGGAUAAAAUUAUCGAUGUUGUUAAAAAUUGGGCUUGUUCUGAUUAUGAUGUUAAUAAUAUUGAUAUUUCCUCUGAAAAUCAAGAACUUUCUCCUCCUCUUAAUACGAUUGAUUCUUCUAAAAGGUCUUCAAUAUCUGACGGUAGUAUUCCGGUAAAUCAUACUGCUUCUUUAAAUUCUUCUCCCAUAUUCACUG
Molecule: messenger RNA, 343 nt
Organism: Racocetra persica
Lineage: Eukaryota; Fungi; Glomeromycota; Glomeromycetes; Diversisporales; Gigasporaceae
Source: the annotation of a GenBank genome assembly